This is a messenger RNA of Cyprinodon tularosa, 3310 nucleotides long. Its product is annotated as G-protein coupled receptor 135. Lineage: Eukaryota; Metazoa; Chordata; Actinopteri; Cyprinodontiformes; Cyprinodontidae. Bases 719 to 2161 code for a protein of 480 amino acids. The record is from RefSeq and is a predicted model, not a curated record. Gene Ontology annotation, biological process: G protein-coupled receptor signaling pathway. The transcript has 2 exons. Gene Ontology annotation, cellular component: membrane. Gene Ontology annotation, molecular function: G protein-coupled receptor activity.
ACAAAUCUGGACCCAGUUGUCUGCUAUGAUCAGAGCAAAACGCACGAAGAGCGCGCGCCGUCCAGUUUACAUGAAGCAGCGUCAUAUCCGGUCCGCGCGCGUACCGUGUGAGAAGACGGUCACAGGAGGAGCGUGCGCGCGGACAGGAAGUUGCCGAGAGCGGAUCGAUGGAUGUGAUUAGAAAUGUGAACCCAGAGAGUCGCAGCAACAGCGCAGGGUUCGGUUCUAAGGAGGAUCUUGUCCAGGAGCGGUGAUCAGCUCAAACAGGCCUGUGCUUCUAAUCAGGAUCCAGUCUUUCAUCUGCUGCAUUGUUCUCAUCCAGGAUCUGUGUUUCCCCCCCUAACUCAGAGUGAUCCGCGGUUUUGAUCGGCUUCAUUGUAAAAGGACUGCAACAUUAUAGUAUUUGAUUCUCAUUAUUUAUUAUUAAAAUCAGCUGCAGAUGUUCAGCACAUCUGGACCACACCAAUCCACCAGUUCUGAGAUGGUUAUGGCUCUGAAGUGGUUCUGUGUGACUUGCCUCUAAAUGUGGGAACAUCUAUAUUUUAUGAGGAUCGAUCGCAGCAUCAGUCGAUGACCUCUCCAUCUGGGAGCUGCUGCCAGGAGAUGAAGGUCAGCAGCAGGAGGAAGAGGAUUUUUGCUCAGACCCAUGUCAAUAAUUGAUCAGCAGCUGCAGGACUAACUGGGAGCUGAUGGGAUCCAGUUUGGCUGCAGACACUCAAUGGAUUCACCUGUCAGCAUGGCUCUUCAGUCCGGCUCUAACUACACAGCCGACAGCAUGGGUCCCAGUAUUACCGCCUCACCUGUAGAACCCAGGGUCGUCUCUAUAGUAACCGGCCUAGUGACGGCCACCACUCAGGCCUCUGUCGGGGCAUCACGUAACCUCUCGGCCCUCAGGGAGCAAAGGGGCACAGAUGAAGGUGAAAUCCAGCUGCCACCGACGACGGCGGUGCUCAGUGCAGCUGAUGGGAACUCGGCUCUGCAGGGCAUGGCGGUGGCGGCUCAGGCUCUGGUGCUGCUCUUCAUCUUUCUCCUGUCCAGUCUGGGCAACUCUGCGGUGGUCGUUGUUAUCAUCAAACACAGACAGCUGCGGACAGUGACCAAUGCCUUCAUCAUGUCGCUGUCUCUGUCGGACUUCCUGACGGCCGUACUGUGCCUGCCCUUCUCCUUCGUCAUGCUCUUCAGCAAGGACGGCGUUUGGAUGUUUGGAGACGCCUUCUGCGUGGCCAAUGGCUUCUUCAACACUUGCUUUGGGAUCAUCUCCACCCUCACCAUGACACUGAUCUCCUUCGACAGGUACUACGCCAUCGUCAGACAGCCUCAGGCUAAGAUCGGGCGUCAGAAAGCCACCCAGCUGCUGGUGGCUGUGUGGUUAACGGCGGUGGUUUUCUCCCUGCCCGGUUACCUGCUGGUCCGAACCUCAUCAGGAGUCCAUAAACGAGGUUUCUACCACUGCAUGUAUGUCUUCCACCCUGGGAGCUCUAGUGUAGGGACGGCAUACAGCAUCUGCCUGAUUUCUGUGUGCUACCUACUGCCGUUCUCCCUCAUGUGCUUCUGCCACUACAACAUCUGCAAAACAGUCCGACUCUCUGAGAUCCGGGUUCGACCCGUCACCACCUACUCGUACCUGCUGCGCUUCUACAGCGAGAUGAGAACAGCCACUACGGUUCUGAUCAUGAUUGUGUUCAUCAUCUGCUGCUGGGGGCCGUACUGCCUGAUGGGUUUGGUAACGGCAAUCGGAAACUACAGGUUCAACCCGGCCAUGGACACUGUUGCCAUCUGGCUGGCCUGGGCUAACGGUGCCAUCAACCCGCUGAUCUACGUCCUGAGGAACCCCAAUAUCUCCAUGCUUUUGGGCCGUAGCCGGGAGGAGGGCUACAGGACCAGAAACAUUGCCGCCUACCUGUCCGGUCAGAGCCGGAACCGUGAGACCCGGCUGAACCAGGUGGAGAGGAUCAGGGACCGCUACGUGACCCGAGCCGGAACCAACAACAGUCGGCUAUCAAGUUCCAGUCCUGGAAAAACUGGAGUGGCAGGAGGAGCAGAGAUGUGGGCCUGCAAGAACCCAGCCGUGUUCUUCUGCAGGGACACCCGACACGACACCACAUCACUGCCGAAUGCUGGUGGCGAGAUGAAGCCAAAGACUGCCGACACCAGCCUGUGAGCAGGUCCUUCUGUUUGGUUUCUGGUUUGGUCCAAAAACAAUCCGAGCCUUUGAUAUUCUGACAUUUGAUCACAGAUCUUUACCCGGCUUUUUAAAGAAAGAAAUUCUGAAUCUGAGGAGAACCUUUGAGUAAAUUAUCUAUCAUCAAGAGGCGGAACAAGACUGAGCGCUUUGUGUUCUCGCACCUCUAUGUGUCAAACUUUCCCAAAAAAGGAAAAUAUUCAGUUAUUCAAAUCCUGUCUCAGAGGUUUUACAUCUGAAGCUGCUUUAGUGUAAACUUUAAAUGACUUUGAUGUUCAUAAACCAGGCAGUAUUGUUGGCUAGAAUAAAACAAAUCAAACUCAUAUCUUAUCAACAUGCUUAUAUCUGACACAUGAAUUAUAAAUAACCAUGAAAUGAACAAGUCAACUCUUAUUACUACUUAACUCUUAUUUUUUAUUAUUCAUGUUUUCUUUGUAUAAGUAUAUGUUUGAUUUCUAAAUAAGAUCAAUGUAAUCUUUUAAUCUAAAUCCAGAGGAAGUAAGAUAAAUAAUUAAAAUACAAUUGCACCUUCGUAUGAGAACAUUAUCAGAGAUCUGAAAGUUGCUGACAAUCUGUUUGACUCUCAAAGAUCAAAAGAAAGGUUGUUUGUUGGUUUAAUUCUGUUUUUUUUUCUGACCUAAUGUAAUCAGACAGCUUUCGGUGGCAGCAGCAUCACGGACACGUUUGCCAGAAGUUACAACCUGCCUCUGCUCCAGCGACGCUGAGACAGGGAGGUCUCAUCUGGCUCUGGGGUUCAAAUGUUGUUCAUGUUCUUCACAUUUUACAGGAAACUGGGAUGUUAAUGGGAAGAAUGUUUGCAUCAAGAAGUUAAAGAUGGUGGAAAAUAGAAAAGAUGGCGAAACAUUAUUAAAUGAAAAAGCUUAGCGUAUGAUGCACUUCAAACAUUUAUAACAGGGUCUGGCUCCUUGGGUGGAAAAAAGUUAUCAGAAAGUCCAGUUCCAGGUGCUAUUGGAUCUUGUAUCUGGACCAACCAAUUUAAAGGGGAGAUUUUUCUGAAAGAAACUCUCUGUGUGUUGCUUUGCAUAUUCAAAGUAUUUUAAUAAUCAGAAAUUUAACAUUCAGUAUUUUACCUUUCAUGUUUUAAUAAAAAGGAAUGGUUGAACUUUA